CAAGAGUUCCAUCACCGAUCUCUCUCUCUCUCUCUCUCUCUCUCUCUCUCUCUCUCUCUCUCUCUCUCUCUCUCUCUCUCUCUCUCUCUCUCUCUCUCUCUCUCUCUCUCUUGAGGGGAGGACAUGAGGGCGUGGGAGUUUACAAGCCUGGAUCAGUGCGUCAGCUACUACCAGGACCAGAUGCAAGAUGGCUGGUGUAAUGCUACGUGGGACAAGAUCCUAUGUUGGCCCCUCCCCCCGGACACCGUUGGACGCCUGCCCUGCCCGCCUCUCAAGGGGGUCGAUCCUUCCCAGGUGGCUCAGAGGAAGUGCACCAGCGCAGGCCACUGGGAGGGACGCACGCUGGCGGAGGGCCUGGCGGGGGGCUGGACGAAUUACACACCCUGCCUCAUCCCUGAGAUACGGAUCCUUAUGGACAAACUGUACGCCAAAAGCAAAGAGGACGCUCAGCUGAAGCUCCAGGUGGCAGAGGUGAGCAGAGUGAUCGAGACGGUGGGCCUAUCCCUGUCCCUUGCCUCCAUCCUCGUGUCCCUGGCCAUCUUCUCCUACUUCAGGUCACUGAGAAACAACCGCACCAAGAUGCACUUCAACCUCUUCGUGGCCAUGGUGAUUCAACUGAUGGUGAGGCUGACACUAUACAUUGACCAGUACAUCACCAGGAAGACCCAGCAGCGCACCACAGGCAUCGACAACACGCCUGUGCUAUGUGAAGGGGUGUACGUCCUGAUGGAGUACGCCCGCACCGCCAUGUUCCUGUGGAUGUUCCUGGAGGGGCACUACCUCAACAGUAUGCUGACCGUGGCUGUCUUCACCGACCACCCCAACUACACGGUAUACAACUUGCUGGGGUGGGGGCUGCCCGUGGUCAUGACGGCUGUGUGGGCAGCGGUGACGGCGGUACAGCACACAGGCACGGAGUGUUGGUGGGGAUAUAACCUAAGUCCCUACUUCUGGAUCCUGGAGGGCCCUCGUCUCACCGUAAUAAUAACUAACUUCCUCUUCCUGCUAAACAUUCUACGCGUCCUGAUCACGAAGCUACAAGCAAGUGUGUCCUCCGAGACUCAGCAGGCUAAGAAGGCGGUGCGGGCGGCCAUCGUGCUGCUGCCACUCCUGGGCAUCACCAACAGCCUGCAGAUGGUCCACUCGCCCCUGGAAGGCAACAUCGUGGAGUUCGCGGCGUGGUCCUUCGUCACCACCUUCCUCACGGCCUUCCAGGGGUUCUUCGUGGCCCUGCUCUACUGCUUCUUGAACCAGGAGGUAAGAAACGCCAUCGCUAAGAGCCUCGCCAACCUGUCCACACAACGCCUCUUGCCCAAGCGGUCCAAGAGGGUGCUGGUGAACGGUAACGUGCCCAGCGAGACGGUGGUGGUGCCUGAGGAGCCGCUGACGAUGAUCCGGCAGCAGGCGGAGACGGAGACCACGACGGAGGACGGGACGGCGGCAGGGGGAAGGGAGGUAGUGAGGGGUGAGGUGACCACCACUGUAUGACCCUGCACCCCCUUCCUUCCCCCUUCCUCUCCCCCUGUCACUAUUCCUCCACUUCACACAUCCUCUGCCUCACAAUAAGUCACUAUUUUUCUUACUCACUUAACUGACUCGAUUUUUUUCCCCAUUAUACAGCUAUUCGUCCUACUCUUCAUUGUCCUAUCCCCAUCAAAACCUUGUACUCCUCCUCCUUCUCCUUCUCCUUCUCCUCCUCCUCCUCCUCCUUCUCCUCCUCCUCCUCCUCCUCCUCCUCCUCUUUUUCCUUAUUCCGUACAUCAAAUAUUCCGUCUCCAUACAUCUUUUCCUCCUCCUUUUUUUACCUCCUCCUCCUCCUCCUCCUCCUCCUUUCCAUUCAUCUCCAUUCCCCUUACUUUCCACCUUCUCCCAUCAACAUUUCCUCAGAGCCCAGAUCACUUCACAUAUCAUAAUUCUUGACCCCCCACCCACACCCUAAGUGGUCAAGAGAGGUGCUUUCUCCCCCACAACCCUCCCCACCACGCCUCACUCUGACCUCCUCGUCCAGUGAUUGGCUCAGGGGCUUCAGUGCUACUCGUUGAUUGGUCCAUAACCCUUGUCGUCUUUAUGUAUUCGACGAUAUGAUUGGUUAAGAUUAGGGCUCCUUAUUCUCAGUCACUUAAUUGAUGCGCGCACGCACGCACGAACGCACGCAUACGCCCACCCACACAGACACACACACACACACACACACACGCAGUGGUUGGGGUAUUCAAUUCACAAAGAAAUUAUGAGGAUAAAUCUAAAAUAACUAUAGUUUAGUAAGAGAGAGAGAAUAAAUCCACAGAAAAUAAAGAAAUAAAUGAAGGAGGAGCAUGAGACAACGAAGAAGAUGAGAAGAAGAAGAAGAAGAGAAAAGAAGAGAAAAGAAAAGAAGAAGAAGAAAAAGAAGAAGAAGAAGAAGAUGAAGAAGAAAAAAAAGGAGGAGGAGGAGGUGGAGGAUUAAGACGAUAAGAAAGAGAAGGAGGUGGAGGAAGAGGAGCAUUAGGAGGAGGAGGAGGAGGAGGAGGAGGAGGAGGAGGAGGAGGAGGAGGAGGAGGAGGA
Messenger RNA from Scylla paramamosain (green mud crab), 2544 nucleotides. Its product is annotated as PDF receptor-like. Gene Ontology annotation, molecular function: G protein-coupled peptide receptor activity. The record is from RefSeq and is a predicted model, not a curated record. Gene Ontology annotation, biological process: cell surface receptor signaling pathway; adenylate cyclase-modulating G protein-coupled receptor signaling pathway. NCBI's taxonomy places the organism in Eukaryota, Metazoa, Arthropoda, Malacostraca, Decapoda, Portunidae. Gene Ontology annotation, cellular component: plasma membrane.